GGACCCCAACCGACACAUUCACCCAGGCUGUAGGCAAUGAAUCGUUUAUUUGGGCGUCUCCGACCUGGAAAGAUGGCGGUGGCCAAGAAGGCUCGAGAUGGCCCAGCAGUCGAGGAGUCACGGCCUCAUGCGGUCGCAUCUGGCUUCGCCAUCGCAAGGAACAUGCACCACAAGCCCGGCCCAACCUGGACAAUGGAAGCCGUCUCAAAAGAACGUUUGCCACACGACGCGGAAAAGGAGUUUUUCCAUUUCACUAGGGGUCGAUUCAUUCACAACGAGCAACACGAGCUGUCGCAACGCCAUCGAACAUUCAACGUCGCCGAACUCGCGCGGCACGCAGCGCACGCCGUACAGGCAGAUCGCUGCCUCAGAGUCACAAAGUGCCCUGAUGGCAUGUACAAUCGAGUCCUGCUGUUCUCCAUGGACAAUGGAAAGGAAGUGAUUGCCAAAAUUCCCAAUCCUAACUCUGGUCGGCCUCAUUUCACCACUGCGAGUGAAGUUGCGACGAUGGAAUUCGCUCGCGAGGUACUUGGCAACCCAGUGCCCAAAGUAUAUGCUUGGAGCUCACGAGCGCAGGAGACUCUUGUGGGCGCAGAGUUCAUUCUGAUGGAGAAAAUGAAUGGCAUGGAGCUCGAACAUUUCUUCCCAGCAAUGAAAAUUCAAGACAGGCUGGAAGUCAUGAAAACCGUUGCUCGCUAUCAGCAAUCCUGGGCGUCUGUCUCAUUUGAGCAGUUCGGAAGCCUCUACUUUGCCGAAGACGUUGGCGGGUCGGCUCAUUCGCCAUUGACUUACCUCGAUCAUGACGGGCGUAAAGUGACUGAUCCGAGAUUUGUCGUUGGGCCCUCAACAGGGCGGGAAAUGUUUGAUGAUGGGAGAGAGGAUAUCGAAUUCGAUCGGGGGCCCUGGAAAUCGCUCGAAGACUACCACAUUGCCAUUGGAAAAAGAGAAUUGGCAUGUGUACAACACAUCUCGCAACUCCCGCCAUCUCCCGUGUCGUUACGUGGACCCGGUCUCUAUCAGCCGACACGCGAGAAGAAAGUGAAAGCCCUGGAAACUUACCUCAAGCUAUUCAAGCACCUUUUGCCCACUGAUAGCUCCUUACGAUCAGCACAUCUCUGGCACGGGGACCUCCACGGGGGAAACAUAUUUGUGGAUCCAGCCAAUCCCACCCAGAUCGUAGGACUCAUUGAUUGGCAAUGCAUAGAGUUAUCCCCUCUGUACUUCCGCGCUCGUCAACCUCAUUUCAUCGACCACGAAGGACCAACCAUACAUGGCCUCGGGCGUCCCCCAUUACCGCCAAACUACGACCAGCUUGAGGCCAGCGAAAAAAGAGAAGCCAAGGCCUUGUACCUUGACCAAUCGCUGUGCGCAUUAUACAGGAUUUUUGUGAAUAAAAUAUGCCCGAAAAUUUACGCAUGCUUCGAGUUCCAGGAGUCCUCGGCAUUCAUGCUCCUUCUCCUCGCGCGCAAUAUUCUCAUCGAUGGAGAAGCGGCGUACAUGGUGCAAGCGUGCGAGCUGAAGGAUGACGAUGAAAUGUGGCAAACCCUCACCGGAGGAGGAGAAGCUCCAGGCACUACUACUGCAUUUCCGCUUUCCUUCUCCCCCACAGAGCUGCAGACUAUUGAAGCGGAUAUGGAACUUGCCGAGGUCGGUAUGGCUGCCAUGAGGCACAUGCGCGAGAUUUUGGGAGAGGAGCUUUUCCCCAUAUCGGGUUAUGUAUCGCCUGAUCGAUAUCAAGAGGCUGUGGAUGCUAUUCGGCAGACGAGGGAGUUGGUGUUGGCUGAGUUGACUGGAAAGUAGAGUCGGGGCCGGACAGUGGAGUGUUGUUGGUGGUGGUGGUGGUGGUGGUGGUGUAUGUAUAGUGAGCGAUAUAUGUAUGAUACCUGGUAGGAUCGGAUAGAAUAGAGUAGAACAGAAUAUCAAACCCCUAGGAGCCCAG
Sphaerulina musiva SO2202 is the source of this 1939-nucleotide messenger RNA. RefSeq lists its product as uncharacterized. NCBI's taxonomy places the organism in Eukaryota, Fungi, Ascomycota, Dothideomycetes, Mycosphaerellales, Mycosphaerellaceae. The transcript is spliced from 3 exons. Gene Ontology annotation, cellular component: mitochondrion. Bases 73 to 1800 code for a protein of 575 amino acids. The record is from RefSeq and is a predicted model, not a curated record.